AUGGAACGAAGGGAGAUGUGGGAGAGGUUGGAGCUUUUCUCGAGGACUAACUCUUUACCUUGGGCUGUGGGAGGGGAUUUUAAUGCGGUGAUGUCGCCCCUCGAGAAGGCGGGUGGAAGGCCGGUGUGCUCGGCUUCGAUUGAGGAGUUUGGGAGUAGCUCCGGGCUUAUUGAUGUAGGGACUGUGUCGGGGGCGGAUAACGCUGCCCUGCUUCUCACCCCGUCUCUUGAGGAGGUAAAGGAGGCGGUUUUUGCUUUAUCCUGUGAUAGUGCACCAGGCCCGGACGGUUUUUCAGGGCACUUCUUUACUGCUUGUUGGGAGACUGGCAGGGCUGCUUCCGUCCUUAGUGUCGGAGGAGUAGGGUGCUUUUGUGCAGGCAGGUGUAUCCACGACAACAUUGCUAUUGUGCAGGAGGUUGCUCAUGACCUGAACAGAAAGGCUAGAGGGGGUAAUGUCAUCCUCAAGCUUGACAUGGCCAAAGCUUAUGACCGGAUGGAAUGGGAUUUCCUCUGGCGGGGGAGUCAGACAUCCCCAGCCUUAUUUAUUCUAGCAGAGGAGGUUCUGAGCAGGGGCAUCAGGAAAUUAUUUGAGGAGGGACAUGCGUCUUAUUACAGGCUUCCGAGGGGGUGCCCAGGGAUCUCACAUUGCUUGUAUGCUGAUGAUACUAUUAUCUUCACUAGGGGUUUGAGGGGUUCGCUCAAACAGAUUAUGGGUCUUCUUUGUAGAUACGAGGGGUCUUCGGGGCAGCUGGUUAACUGGCAGAAGAGUUGCUUCGUUGUCGGGGCAAGAGCUUCGAUGGCUAAGGCCCUCAUGGUUGGUGCGGUCACGGGGUUCCUUAGAAGGUCCCUUCCAAUCACUUAUUUGGGGGCCCCUCUCCACUCUGGUAGGGUCAGAAUUGAUCUCUUUAACAGCAUGGUGGCGAAGAUUAGGAACAGAGUGGCAGGUUGGAUGGGCAGGCUGCUGUCCUAUGGAGGUCGUGUCACGUUGUUAAAGCACGUCCUGGCGUCGAUGCCAAUCCAUGUACUCACGACUCUGGACCAGCCCCAAGAUGUUAUACGGAGGGUAUAUGGCAUCUUUGCAGAUUUCCUAUGGGGAAACUCAGAAUGGGGGAAGCGCAGACACUGGGUAUGUUGGAAUAAGAUCUGUAGGCCGGUUGAGGAGGGGGGACUUGGUGUUAGGCGACUAGAGGAUGUUGGUUUAUCUCUCAGACUCAAAGGAUUCUGGAGGGUGCUUGCAGACCAAUCUCUGUGGAGUACGUUUUUCAGGGCCAAGCUCUUCAGGAAUCUCCAUGUCUCUUUGGCUGGUCCUCUAAGAGCGGCCUCCAAAUCUUGGCGUUCUACGUUGUCCUAUAAGGAGUUCAUGUUGGACAAAUCACGGUGGCUGUUGGGCCGUGGCAGGGUUUCUUUCUAG
Messenger RNA from Telopea speciosissima, 1410 nucleotides. RefSeq lists its product as uncharacterized. The coding region runs from base 1 to 1410 and encodes 469 amino acids. The transcript has 4 exons. NCBI's taxonomy places the organism in Eukaryota, Viridiplantae, Streptophyta, Magnoliopsida, Proteales, Proteaceae. The record is from RefSeq and is a predicted model, not a curated record.